Molecule: messenger RNA, 1666 nt
Organism: Osmia lignaria (orchard mason bee)
Lineage: Eukaryota; Metazoa; Arthropoda; Insecta; Hymenoptera; Megachilidae
Gene: ergic53
Product: lectin, mannose binding protein ergic53
Biological process (GO): endoplasmic reticulum to Golgi vesicle-mediated transport
Cellular component (GO): Golgi membrane; endoplasmic reticulum-Golgi intermediate compartment; endoplasmic reticulum membrane
Molecular function (GO): D-mannose binding
Source: RefSeq, a predicted model, not a curated record
CACCGGUUAUACGGUCGACCGCGGUCAAUCUACUUUCAACAUUCGAAAUGAAGAUGGCUGCCGAGGUGAGGUGGCUUUUCAUUUUUCACGUAUUUUCUUUAAUAUGUACGAUCUUCGGUGAGAUACCUAAUCGGAAAUUCGAAUACAAAUACUCAUUUAAGCCACCUUAUCUUGCACAAAAAGAUGGAAGUGUGCCUUUCUGGGAAUACGGGGGAAAUGCAAUUGCUAGUGCAGAAAAUGUAAGAGUGGCUCCAUCUUUAAGAAGUCAGAAAGGUGCUAUUUGGGUCAAGCAACCUGUUAACUUUCGCUGGUGGGAGGUUGAAUUGAUAUUUAGAGUAACAGGAAGGGGCAGAAUUGGAGCAGAUGGUUUAGCAUUCUGGUAUACUAGUUCAAAGGGUGCUUACAAUGGUACUGUUUUCGGUAGCUCUGACCAGUGGAAUGGUCUUGGAAUCUUUUUUGAUUCCUUUGAUAAUGACAAUAAACACAACAACCCCUACAUAAUGGCAGUUCUCAAUGAUGGCACAAAGACCUUUGAUCAUACCAAUGAUGGUACAACACAAUUAUCUGCAGGCUGUCUGCGAGAUUUUCGUAAUAAACCGUUUGCUACAAGAGCAAAAAUUGAGUACUAUCAGAAUACUUUAACUGUAUUAUUCCACAAUGGUAUGACGAACAACGAGCAAGAUUAUGAAAUGUGCUUCCGAGUGGAAAAUGCUAUACUACCGGAAGGAGGAUACUUCGGUGUUUCUGCUGCUACUGGUGGUUUGGCUGAUGAUCAUGAUGUUUCGCAUUUAUUAACGCAUUCGCUAUUUGUUCCCGGAGAAUCGAAGCCAGAUGAUCAGAAAGCAUUCUUACAAGAACAACAAAAGCUUAGGCAAGAAUAUUUGGAUUAUCAGAAGAAAUUGGACCAGCAAAAAGAGGAAUACCGGAGAGAACAUCCGGACGAACAUCGCGAGAAAGAAGAAUUCGAAGAAUAUUUUGAAACUGACAAUCAAAGGGAGUUGCGACAAAUUUUCGCCGGUCAAAGCCAAAUGUUUGAUGCGUUACGCGAGCUUAAUAGAAAAUUAGAUGAGAUACUUGGGAGACAAGAACGAUCUCUCAGUUUGAUAUCUCAGCUUCAAGUGGGAGGUGUUGCGACCGGGGGUCAACCAGGACAAGUUCAACUGGUUGAUACUAUACGUCGACAAGAAGUCGACAAUAUGUUAAGCAAUCAGAAUAAUUUAAUAAAUACAGCGAAAGAGAUGCAAUCUACGAUAAACGAACUAUAUUCCAAGACUGAUCUCGUUCUUAAUAAUCAGGCCCGAGCCCCAACCGCACAGGUCCAGCCAAUGGGAUAUGAUUAUCAUUCUCUAGUUUCGGAAAUGCGAGAUGGAAUUAAUACUUUAAAAAGAGAUAUAGGACAAGCAAAUGCUAAAUUAAACAGCGGCGGAGGAGACUGUCCUGCAACGAAUUGUUUGACAACAACAAUGUUUUUGCUCUUUGUCGCAAUUCAGAUGAUCAUUCUUUUAGGUUAUAGCAUGUAUCGGGACAAUAAAGAAGCCCAGGCAAAGAAAUUAUAUUAAUAAUAUUGUUUCUGAUUCUACAGCGCAAAAGUAAGGGGUACAAAAACAAAUUUCUGUUUUUGCAUACUGACUCGAUAUUUUUAUCACUUGUUAAUGGUAUUCGUGAA